Molecule: messenger RNA, 1093 nt
Organism: Brassica oleracea var. oleracea
Lineage: Eukaryota; Viridiplantae; Streptophyta; Magnoliopsida; Brassicales; Brassicaceae
Exons: 2
Coding region: 111-974 (287 amino acids)
Source: RefSeq, a predicted model, not a curated record
GCAAAAUAUCAGACGGAUACUAUAUAUAUUGAUGCCAACAAAAAGAAACACACAAAAAAGGGAAUCGAUAAGGAGAAGGCAAAACGAAUUCUUCAGAAAUUUUGCCCUCAAUGGAAUCAAAAUCGACCUCUGGUGGUGGUGGUGUUGUCCGUCGCGAAGGUACUCUGUCGAGAUAUGAUCCAUACGCAGUAGUGACAGAGAAUAAGGUCGACCACAAUAAGAUUAGGCUUCUUUGCGACUUGUUUCAGCCUCUUUUCGGCGAAUCGUGGCAGCCUGAGUGGGGGACGCCUAUCGAUGACUCGAUGCUGCUGCCUCUUUACGCUAUAGGCGAGGAUUUUGCAAAGCCGGAGGACCUGAGAGAGGAGGCUGUGCGCCUCGGAGUCGAGCUCUCGCUCUACGCUGCCGAGUCCAUGUUCUUGGUGUGCGAUGAUAUCCGCAGCGUGUUGUUGUUCUGCGAAAGGUUAUGGCUAGCGGUUGAAAAGGACAUGAGGCAGCCUCACGACAGUCCUGUGAUCGAAAGGCUUCUCCGUGUUUUUCACUACGUCUAUUUGAAGCAUAUCAAACCGAAGAAGAACGGAGGAGUGUUUCGUGACGGUGGCACGUCGGUCCAAUUUAGACUGGCCAUGGCGUCUUUUGAGGAUUUUCAUGGUGGAAUCAGAGAUCUGGACGUCUUUGUAAGAGAAGGAACCCGAGAGUUUACGUCUACUAGUAUUGACAAAGCGCUGAAGAACAUAGAGAAGAAGUUGAGGCGUGCCAAGGCUGUUUCAAAGGCGAAUGAGUUUGCGAGGGAUGCAAUGGAGUCUGACGUUUUGGUCAUGUGGAAGUCUCUCUUUGACAAACCAACGGAGGAUUUAUGGACUGUGAAAUUGAAGAGGCGUGGGAUUGUCAAUGACAUGUUUUACCCUCUACACAAAGAAAGAGCAGAAGCAAACUCGUUCGUUCGUUCUAUCAGUCGUCUUAAUAUAUGCAACUGAACUUGGAUCAGAGCACUUGUUUUUAACUUUUUAAGUUUGUUUUCUUUGUUAUUUAGUUUCACCGGCUUAGUAGUGUUUAAUUCUCCAAGGGCUUUUGGUCCAGACUGAUGAUAACUGGA